UGAAUGUUAGCAAAAAAGGGCCCUAAUCCGAAGGGCUCAGUGCCCCUGAUUUCAGGGGACGUACCCUUCUACAACAGCAGAAUAGCAGCCCCAAAAAACCCAAAGAUGGUCAUGUCUCCCAGACCACCCAAGGUGGCUCCUUCUGAGUUCAUGCGUGAGAUGGCCAUGUCCACCGAGGAGAGACUGCAGCACACGCACACCAUGAAGAGGCCUCUCAUUCUGGAACUACUAGACAUGGGAACCACCACUUACCAGAAAUUCACAGACGUUCCCUUAUCCCGCGCCAUCUUCCAACCCUUCCCAAGUGAAAUUAUCUUCCAGCAGUACACCCCUGGAAAGAUGUUUGAAGUGCCCCUUCUGCUGAGGAAUGACGACAAAGUUCCCCGCCUAGUCAAGGUCACGGCCGAGUUUAGCCCCUACUUCAAAGUGGUCACGCCUUCCAACUCAGGGGACAAAGUGGCACCUGGCAUGGCUGCCACUUACGUCGUUCAGUUUUACCCUGAGGAAAAUAAGGACUAUGCACACGAGCUAGUUUGCAUCAGCGAGCGGGAGAAGUUUUCAGUGCCUGUGCGGUGUAUCGGAGCGAGACCAGUGCUGGACUUCCCGGACAGCGUAGACUUCGGGAGCCAGUGUCCAGUCAGGUUCCAGAGUGAGAAGACUGUGCACGUGAGGAACAUCGGAUCCAAACAGGCCAAGUUCGAACUGGAUUGUCAGGAACCCUUCUCUGUGGUUCCCAGUGUGGUGGAGUGUGUGGGAGUGGGGGAGAGUGUGCAAGUGAGUGUCCUCUUCAACCCCCUCUCAGUCGGCCACUUCUCCUGUCCCCUCAAAGUAGCCCUAGACUCAGGAGAAAGUCUGUUCGUGGACCUCUUUGGGAGCGGAGUGGAUCUGAACAUCAGGCUGGACAAGAACACGGUGCUGAUGGAGAGCACCUUCAUCUCCCUCGCCACCCAGAGGACUCUCUCCAUUUCCAACAAGAGCGACCAUCUAGUCCACUUCAAGUGGAAGAAACUGCCCACUCCUCAAGUCGAACAGGACACCAAGCAACAGAUGCUGAUGGAUCUGGAGACUGAGGAAGGGGUGGAGAAAGAUCGAUUUCUGGCCGAGGUAGAGGUGGACCCCCAACUGAAAGACAGAGUGUCCCUACUCUACAGGACAUUCUACAACAGAAAGAACACUGUGCAACAGGACGACAUUCUCUUCUCAGACGAGCACUUCUCAAUCGACCCUCUGGAGGGCGACAUCUUCCCUCGGUCUGACUUCGACAUCAGUCUCGUAUUCCGACCGAGGACUGUUGCCGACUACACAGCUGUAGCUUUCUGUGAGGUGACUGGGAGGGAAAACCGAAUGCCCCUCAGACUCAAGGGGGAAGCACUUGGACCCAAGGUAUCACUUUCUUAUGUGGAUCUUAACGUCGGAAAUGUGUACAUCAACUCCACCCACCUUUUCGAGGUCAUCCUAUCAAAUAAGGGGGCCAUAGAUGCCAUCUACAGUAUCCUCCCCAACACCUCCGUCCAUGGCUCCUGCUUCUCCUUCGACCCCGUCGAGGGUCUGGUGUUGCCGGAUAGUCACCAGGCCAUCACGAUUAAUUUUGACGCAGUAUCCUAUGGAAUAUUUGCAGAGGAGUUUCUGUUCGCAAUAGACGGGACAGCCGAACGACUGAAACUUCGAAUCAUCGGUCACACUAUUGGUCCAAACUUGAGCUUCAACGUGCCUCAGCUGAAAUUUGGCUCUGUCAGUUUCGGCUUUCCGUCAACAGUCAAUGUGAAAUUGAAGAGUGAGUCUGUGAUCCCAUUCGAAGUGAAGUUGCGAGUGCCUUCCGAUGGCACGGUGUCUCCUCGAAGCGGCCAGCUGACGGAAAGAGACGGCGUGGUGAGCACGAGAGGGGGUCCCAGAACCGACACUAGAUCGGGAGCACCGAAGGAGUUCUCAAUUGAACCCAGUGUUGCCAACUUAGAUCCAAAUGAGACAUUAGAUGUUUCAGUAACCUUGACAAGCAACUCUCUUCAAAAAUAUGACACAAUGUUAGUCGUGGACGUCACAGAUGCAGGUACAGAUAUAGUGUCUCUGCCAAUCAAGGCCAGGUGUGUGGUGCCUCCAGUAGUGUGUGACCCCCGCUGGAUUGACUUGGGCAGGUGUUUCCUCAGAUACCCCUACCUGAACAGAGUGACAUUGGUGAAUGAUUCUGAUCUUUCGACUAGAUAUGAAUUGAUGCCCCAAGUAGCGGGUGACAGUCUUCCCUUCAACUUCCAAAGCGACCGACCUAAGGGCAUCAUCGGUGGUAAGAGUAGGGUGGAGGUACCAGUGACUGUGACUGUCAAUCAGAUGGGCAGGCAUUCCUUCCCUGUCCACUUUGUGCUCUACGGCAGCAGAGAAGCACCCAUCCAAGCGACUAUUGAGUGUUUCGGAGAGGGUCCAGUGGUUCACUCCUCCUCAUUCGAACUGGACUACGGAUCCAUCCCAGUACUGCACAACAUCCACAAGAGACUGACGCUAUCCAAUGAGAGUCUGGUGCCUGCCUACUUCGCCACUAGACUGUUGAGUGGCAGUGCGUCCGUGUGGCACUGUGAGCCGGAGUUGGGACACAUCCCUCCUGGGGAUAGUGUGGAUGUCAGGGUGGUCGCAUACCUCGAUGACUCCCUCAAGUUCAAAGACAGACUAUUCAUAGACAUAGAAGAGAGUAGUUGUAUCUGUGUGGAGUUGAAUGCCGAGGGCCAUGGCUCCACCAUUGUGUCCGAUCCCCCUAUUGGACCCACUCUGGACCUCAAAUCACGCUUCUGCAACCGGAAGUUUGAGUUUGCGUUCACGCUUUCGAAUGUGGGGCGCAGACAGCAACAGAUUUUCUGGUCCACCGAGGGUUUCGAGAAAGAGAAGAGACGUCCGGCAGACACUCCCCAGGACCCUGAUGAUCUGGCUGUGCAGAAGAAGAAGCAACUGGCGUUACAGGAGCAACCGAGGAGACCCCACUUCACACUUAUACCCAGCAGGGCUGCCCUGGAGCCAGGAGAAAGUGUGGAUGUUAUUCUGGAAGGAUACUGCGACAGUGCCAAGGACGUGAAGGAGCGAAUUGUGUGUCAGUCGAUUUACAACAAGAAGACUGGCAAGCAGAAGAUCAUCGCAGUCGAUGUGCUGGCCCACUUCAUAGAUCCAGCCAUCAAACUGAGCCAGAAGAUGAUCCAGUUCAGACAGGACCUGCAGCCGCAGGAGAAGGCUGGUGCGAUGCACGAAGAGGUCUGUAUCGGCAACACUUCCUCCCUGUCUCUCACUGCCAAGAUUGAAGUGGAUCCCCCAUUUGCACUUGUCAAGUUGGACUCCACCCUCACGCAACAAUUGGAGUUGAUUCUGGACGCUGGCCAGGAGUACCGGGGCGUGGUUUGCUUCGAUGCCUCCCAGAUGAGUGAAUCCCAGAAAAGACACACAGUCAGGGCUGAGGGAUCUCUCUCUUUCUCAUAUAAGGAACAUCCGCAGAAGGAAAUAGUUCCCCUGGUGGCUGAAGUGAACUUCCCCAACCUCAGUUUCGACUGUUCCGACGUGGACUUCGGCUGCAUCCUCAACGACACAGAGGACACAAGAGUGAUCGUGGCCACGAACACAAGUCCACUUCCUGUCAGGUACCAGUGGCAGUUUGAGGCACCUGACCACCCUAUUGUGGUACAGAGGGAACCCUACGUGCCCCCCUUGAGCAGCGAGAGUGGGGGGAGUGUGGGGACCACUGCUGUGUUGUACAUGCAGAUGAAUAGUGACAAUCAGUUGGAGAAGAGCCAGUUGGACGAAAUGCAGAGUGAGAAAGGACGCAAAGAUAAAGUCCAGGAACACCUGAACGAAGGUCGAAGUGGGGUUUCGACCGCAAUUGAAGAGGCACGGAACCAGUUGGAAGACCAAACAGAUCGAGUUGCCCCAUUAGAAAGUGUUUCCCAGCCCAUUCUAAAUAACGGGGGAGGGGGAGAUGCGAUGUCAAUCCAGGCAACUCAGCGAGCGGGUUCUGACCCACAAGGAACUGCUAAUGUUCUGCCAAUGACUAGUCUUGGAUCCCUGGACACUGCAGCGUCGAUGCCUGGAUUCGGGAGACCAACAAUUGCAAACUACUCUCAGAUCUCAGUGGCUGGAACUCCGGCGGACGAGAAAUCGGCCAUGAACUCCGCUCCAAACUUGGCCACGAUAGGCGAGGUGUUUGACAUUAUGCCUCUCUAUGGCACAAUUCAACCAGGGGAGUCCCAGAGGUUCUCUUUCUCCUUCUACGCGCACCCGGGCAUCUCUGUCCAGGGCAAGGCCAUCUGUAAAGUGGAGGGAGGCCCCGAAUAUUCAGUGGACCUGUCUGGGUCUGCAAGUGUCAUCAGUUACAAUAUGGACACAGAGCCUAUCCAUUUCGGCCACCAGUCGUUCAAUCGCGAGUGCAGUGCCACUUUGCAGUUAUCAAACACAGGCUUGGUUGGCUUUGACUUCCGGUGUCUGGACUCGGAGUUGGUGGUGAAUCCAGACGAUGACCUCAAAGCAGGAGAGCCACUCUUAGUACCAGCAUCUGGAUUCUUAGAAGCGGGCGAAACAAUCGAGUUACAAGUCAAACUAAUUCCUGGAACGCCCGAGCCUUUCCUAAAGAAACUUCGAGUACAAGUCGCACACUUCGAGCCCCACGUGAUCGAAAUCAAGGGAGAGGGUGUGUUUCCCAGGCUAGUUUUGGAUCUUCCCAGGGAGUACAAGGAAGAGGAGCAGAGAGCGUAUGAUCAGGCUAAGAAGAGUCUAAAGGAGAGAAGAAGUGGCCAAUCAGACGAAUCGAAACAUGUCAUGUCGUUCUUGGCCGUUGACAAACAAGACGAAGAGGCCGAGGUUUACGAACCCAGUGAUCUUAAAAUUCAAAUCGAGAUGGAAGCUCUGCUGUUGAAGCAGUUCUACGAAAAGAGACCAGGUCUUCUUUUGAACCAGUCUUCUACCAGAGCAAAUACAGAGGAGGUUUCUACUCGUCAGUCCAAAGACCGAACUUCCUCCAAGGCGUCCUCGACGUCCAAGUCCUCUGGGGAACUGAGACUGCCGGACUACGUUCUGGACUUCGGCCAUGUGAUUCUAGGAGACGUGCGUACACAUGUGCUGUGUGCGACUAACGUGGGAUAUUUUCCAAUUUCAUUCACAAUUGAUGACGCCAAACUGAAGGGCACAGGUUUUAACACGGAGAUAGAAAAAGUGAAGAAUCUGCCUGGGUACCCUGACUACGACUCAGUUCAUUCUGUCAUCGGCUUCGAUCCCAGGGGGGCCGGACUAGACAUUGGACCCGUGAACGCUUAUGCUACAGUACAGGUGAAAGAAGGUCCGAGUGUGCGGGUGUUGUUGCGGGCCGAGGUGACGCAGCCGAGUGUGGAGUUGUCACACGACUCCGUUGACUUCGGGGAGGUAGAGUGCGGACAGUGCAAGAUAGUGUCCGUGCAAUUGCACAACCACACCCACGUGACUGCUAACUGGGCAUUCGUUCCUCCCACACAGAACAGCGAAAAGCAGGGUGGCAACAACGAGAAGCCUUCACCCCGGAUUAAAUCUGCAGAUCGGGAGUCGGACAAGUUUGUGCCUAUGCACCUGAGAAAAAAGAGCAAACACACAGUCCUUCCAGCUCCCCUCAAUUUUGAGCUUAUCCCGCGGAGUGGGAUCUUGGCUCCGGGUCAGAGAUCUAAUGUGCAGGUCAAAUUCAUGCCCACCAAAGAGCAGCAAUACUCUUCAAGGGUCAACAUUAAACUGUCGCAGAGCAGCCGAAAGGUCAUGCUCCAGGUGUCUGGGGAUGGGAAGGAGCCUGGUUUGGAUCUGGAGAGCAAUGUCGUUGAGUUCGGCCCCGUGCUGCCCCACAGUCUGGGCGAGGAGAGAAGUGUCGUGUUCAGGAACUCCUCCCAAUUCCCCAUUGAGAUUUACAGUGUAGAGUUCGACUCACAGUACAUAGAAGAGGAACGGAUACUGCGAGGCAUGCGUGGAUACGACCAGUACAACACCUUGCUAUUGCCUCCGCGACUUCCGGGUGACAAAUUGCCCCAGGAGUUACUGGAUGCUGACGAGGAGGAAAGAAGGCGGGUGGGGGCUGUGAUAGAACAGUCGCGAGUCCUCGGAGGAACUGAAUCCGCUCUGCAACAGGACCUGGCUGGAGACCAAGGCGAGGGAUUGGCCCCAGACGCCGAUGGAAACAAGGGGGAUGUAGCCAAUGAAGCUUCUCCCACCCCUGGGCUGCCUGCCAAGGAAGGAGGCAUAACAGGAGAGGGUGAUCAGCUGGAUAACGUACAGACUACUUCUUUUAAGGUGGGAGCCCCGCCGACUACCGACAGAACACGCACCAGGCUAGAGUCCGUCACCAAAACAGAGGACGACUUGAAGAGUAAAACCACAGCGGCUGGUGAACUUGAAAUAACUCCAGUGUCAGCUGCCAUUGCUAGAUACUUGGACAUUGACCUCAGUCCAGAAGGAAAGAAAGCCAGAAACAGAAGAGGAGUUGCCAUUAUAAUACAUGGGGCUCCUCAGGCGGGUAAAACUACCACCGCGGAAGCCAUGGCGAAGCACUACCAGGGAACUGUACUUGACAUAGACCAAGUUGUCCUAGAUGCAAUUACAGCUGGAAAUACGCCAGCGGGAUUGAAGGCGCGUGAACUGUGUCAGGCCGCCGGGGAGGCGCAACGGGAACCAGCAGGAGAUGACGAGGCCGGGUUCCCUGGAUCCAAUCCAGAGACUAGACGAGAUACCUCCCCAGGUGCCGGCGCGAAAACUGCCACCCAUGAUCCAAACACGGAGAGUUUUGCGACUGUUAGUGGAAAACAGGACGCGCCUGUCGCGCAAACAGCUGCAGGAACUGCCGGAGGUAAAACUCAUGCAGGGAAACCGGGGGGUCCGAAAAAAGAUGCGGGACAGGCGGCAGCAGGAGGAGCAGUCGAGAUAGCGCCAGAGACGGUGGAGCCUCCCGCGAGGCGAUUGAGUGUGGCGUCUAGCAUUGCCGGUGAGAGUGGACUGUACAGCUGUCAUCUGCCAGAGGAGGUUUUAGUGGAAAUACUGGAUGACCGUAUGCAGAUGGCAGACUGCUACUGCAACGUAGUGUUCGAUGGCCUUGAGUCUGUGUUCACACCUUCUGUGACGUCAUCAGCUAGUGUGGUGUUGAAGGCAUUCAACAACAGGAAGUACAUCUUCCUCCUCACUCUGCGUGGAUCCCUGCAGGACCUGAAAGAGAGGGAAUCGGCAGCUCAGAAGAAGAAACAAAAAGAAAAAGAGGCCAAGUUGGAGGCGGAGAGGACUUUCCUGCAGGAGAUGGACGAAGACGAGUACGACGCACUCUCAGAGGAGCAGAAGAGAGUCGUGGACCAGCACCAGCUUCUCAUCAAGAAACAGCGCAUGCAACGUGACCGGGAAAAGAGUGAAGAAGAAAGAAAGAAACGGGAGCUGGAGGCUCUUCUGGAGCAGCAGAGGCUAGAAGAGGAGGCAAAGGCUAAAAAGGGACAGGGAAAGAAGAAACAGCAGCACCAGGACAGCGCCAAGCAUGACAAGAAAGGAGACAAAAAAGGGGGCGGCAAGGAGAGUGCGCGAGCUGAAUCAGUGGCUGGAGCAGCGGCCGCUCUGGCCCAGAAGAGUAGCGCGAAAGACUCCCGGAAGUCUCAGCAUCAGGAAGUUGUUCCUGGAGCUGGACAGGCUGGUGCGCCGCAGGGGCCAGUGCAGGACCAAGUGCAGGAUGUGGAAGCUCCUUUGACAGAGCAGGAGAUCAAAUUGAAGCGAAGAAUGCGUCAUUUUGAGCUGACCAUCAAAGACGUAGCGAAGCUAGCGGAGAGAUGGGACAGGUGCAAAGGGGACGUGAAUAGACCGCUAACUCCUCCUCCUGACGAUGCAGAUGACCGAGCACACAAGGGUAAGGGAAAGAAAGAGGAGAAAAAGGAAGACGACGAGAUUCUCGGUUCGAAUCCCGCACUACUCGACGAGAAUAUUUCCGUUGGAAUUCCACAUAUUGUACUUUCCAUUGCACAUGAGGCUGAAACAGUGUUCUCAGAGAAGGUGUUAGCGAUGGAAUUCAUGCCUAAAUUCUCAGAUAUCAUGGACGGCUUGGGUUUGGGUUCCCAGGGUCCACCCCUUCCGCCUCCCUCUUUCUUCCAGGUGGUUCAGUUUCCAACAAAGCGACAGCAAGUCAACCUUGCUGAUAUAUCGGAGCAUUUUGCAUUCAUCGCCGCUACACUCGACGACCCGAACGUGAUUCCUGUAGAAGAAGGAGAGGAGAACGACGAUGAGUCAGAGGUUGCCAGUACCUUGGGUGACAAGAAUCCACCCGGCACCACGGGUAGGAAAGCCAAGAAGACUUCAGGCGAGGCGAUGGCUGCCAAGGCAGUUUCAGCGGCUGGUCAGAAGGAGAAAGCGUCGGCCAAGGGCUCCAAGGGGAAGAGAGGCAAGGUGGGCACUGGUGAGUUGGACAGAGACGAAGAAAGCCAACAGAGCGCCAAACUCAACAAGUUCCGAUGGGUGAUAGAUGCGAAUAGCGAAGUAGUGCUGCGACUGAGGUUCACUUCCAACGACAUCGGCCAAUUCGACCAGACGCUCAAUUUCGAAAUAGUGGGCACUAAGAGACGAUACCAGCUGUUCUGCAGAGGCACUUGUUCCUUCCCCCAUAUCUCCAGGGAGCCAAGAGUGGUAUUUCCCAACCGAAAGAAGACAGUUAAGAAAGACGAAAUCGUAAACAAAAAGUACGUCAUGUCUCCCAAUAGCGAGUACUAUGAGUUCGGACCACUCCUUUGUGGCAAGAGUCGGGAGGCCUACUUAGAUGGUAGAUAUCCUGAAAACAUGGAGUGUCUCAACAUCACAAACACUUCUGCGAUGCAAGCCCAACUGGCCGUUACUUUCAUGAAUGACACCAAGGGCGAGACGUUUCUGUUCCAUCCUUCAACCAUGGAUCUGAAACCAGGCGAGUCCCAGUCAUUGCGGAUCUGGGCAUAUCCAAAAUCUCCAGGACUGGUCAAGGAUACCCUGGUUUGCUGUGUGAAGGAGAACCCGGAACCCCUGACGUUUAAGGUGCAAUGCACUGGAGUCAGACCAGAAGUGGAGAUGGACAAGAAAGAGUUCAAGUUUGAAAAAGUACUCCUCCACAGGAAAGAUUCUCGAGUGAUCUACAUUAAAAACACUUCGCUUCUGCCGGUUGCAUGGCGCCUCAAUGGAGUGGAGGCUCUGGGAGAAGACUUCUCAAUGAGUCAGGAACAGGGCAUCAUAGAUCCUAAGAAGGAGUUCCCACUCACAUGUCACUUCAGGGGUCUCAAACCAACCAACGUGCGGAAGAUGAUCAGAUUGGAGGUAUCAGAUAAAGACCAGAUUAUGGGCUUGGUGCAGCUGGAGAACCUUCAGAUCACUGCCGAGGCCUAUGACGUCGCUUUGGACAUGAGUUUCCCGAAGGGCACCGAGGGCGGCAUAGACUUUGGUACGAACAGGGUGGGCGAGACAGUGAAACAGACGCUCAGUCUGAAAAACAAGGGCAAAUACGACUGUGGAUUCCUACUGACAGUGGAACAUGAGGGUCCAUAUGCGAGUGAGAUGGACAAGUUGUUCCAAGUGUACCCUGCCAAGGGGUCUCUACUCCCCAAUGACAGACCCACCACUGUCCAGAUUACAUUCGUGUCCAGCUCCGAAGUCCAAAUCGACAACCUGCCUCUCAUCAAGUGCAACAUAAUGGACCCUAACUUGGGCCCGUCUGGCGAGACUAUUGCCUGCAUUCCCAUCAAAAUAGCAGUGAGAGCUCUCUACAGUCGCUAUGCACUCCUGCCUCAGACAGACAUAGACUUCGGCUCAGUGAUUGUGAACUCGAAGAAACAGUUGCAGUUCGCCAUCGAGAACAAGGGAGAGUUCGAGUUCAAGUUCAACAUCUCCAAGCCAACGCCAGAGGAUCAAUUCCUGCCUACCAACAGUAAAGGAAAGAGCGACUCUUUCAAAGCGGGACGGUCUGUGGAGACAACCAGUGCCACCGCUAGAUCUGCGAACAACAAGAGUGCUCUAUCGAAGUCUACGGGCAAAAACGGUGACAUGAAUGCGAUGGGUCCAGGAGCUUCUUCCGGCCCUGCAAUACAGACACUGGCAGGGGCCAAACUGCUCACAGGACCAUUCACUAUCAACCCCGCUUUUGGAGUAGUGCUUCCCAAAGCACAGCAGGUGAUUCAAGUGGAAUGUAUUCCGGACGCAGUUUGCCGACUGGACGAGGAGUUCGCGAUCGACAUCUCGGACAGGGAACCGAUGGACCACCCGGAGGGGGUGCCCUACCACAUCGUGGCAGAUGCAGUGGUGCCUGGAUUCAGCACUGAGGACACCCAGUCUAUCUUUGAAGAACAUCUCCUCUGUCAGAGUCUGGCUCUCUUCCUCAAAACUAACAGAGUGGAGCACAUGCAAGGCAUCUUCUGUGAGGGCGAGAACAAAUUCGUGUUCCUCAAUGUGGUAGUGGGGAAGACAGCCAAAGCCAGAUUCAAGAUCACCAACCCACACAAGGUCAAGUGUGAAGUUUCCUUUGUGAUCACUUCUGGAAACAGCAGCAGCGGUGGGAACGCCUCCCCCUCCAAAAAAUCCAAUAGUCCCGACGUGUUUGAUAUGGAGAUGAAGAAAGCACUCAUCCAGCCGCAUAGUUCCUACUCUGCAGAAGUCACCUUCAGACCCACUUCGAUGAGUCAGUUCUGGGGUAGUUUUGAGGCGGUGGUCGAAGGAUUGCCCACCUCUCUGAGUCAAAAGUUUAAACCUCUGUCGUUUGAGUUGUUCGGAGAAGGAAAUCUGCCAAAGGUGAGUGUUUUGAAGCCGAGCGUGAAGAACAAGAAGGGACUGCCUGUGUUAAUGUACAGACGUCUUCUGAUUGGACAAGAGCAGAAACAGCAGAUAGUGUUGGUGAAUGAUGGCAACUUGAAGAGCACCAUCUUUGUGGACCUGGUCGACGAAAGCGGAGUAUUUGACAUACAACAGCUAUCUAAAAACGAAAGCGUUUAUGAAGCUGGAGAAGAAUCAACUCCUCACAAAUUCGGGUUGAUUCUCAAUGUGGGCGAGCAGGCUUCAUUCGACGUCCUCUUCUCUCCAAUAGACGCCGUACGGUUCUUUGGUUCAGUCAAAGUAUCCUUAGUUGACAAUCCCUUCGAAGACGCUUCAAUAGUCCUGCUAGGAGAGGGUUAUAUGGAAGAUAUAACAUUGGAGAAUGUCCAUACUGUUAAAGACGACUCAUUGUCGGCAUCCGCAUUUUCGGCAGCCAAUCAGAACUCUGAAGAUGAGGAUGAAUCGGAUAAUGACGUCAUUGAUGACUCAGAUGCAGCUGUUACUCCAGUGGAUGACAAGAGUCGAUCCCGCUCCCCCUCUCUAGCCAGUGUGCGUUUGGGGGAGCAACGUGCCUCUAACUCGCACUCCACUUCCCAAUUUUUGACUCCACUCCUUCCCCCCUCGGGGUCGGAUGGAGGCAAGAGGGAUAGUCUUCACGCUGAAAUGUUCUCUCACUUGUUCCUCUACAACCAUCUUGGAUUCGGAAACGUGUUUGUGGGUGCCAAGAGGAGUCUCGUGUUCAGCCUGGUCAACCACUCCACCUGCUGCUAUCGAUUCUCUCUCCCCGCAGACCACGCCCACUUGAAGUUCUCCCCUGCAGAGGGACACCUGCACCCAUCCUGCUCCAAAGAUGUCACUGCCGUUUUCUCUUCCGACAGUCCGGUGCAGUUGGACAGACAGCAGAUCCAAAUCAAGGCUAAUAUGAUUGAGUUCACAGCCCCAAUGGAAGAGGUGAGAGACUGGGAUGACAGACAGAAGGUCGUGAAGUGGGUCGAUGCAGUGGCUCCUAAGUCGGCAUCCUCCACUGCGAUGCAAAAGGAUCAGCAGGACGGAAACACGAGCAAAGCUGCCAAGAACAAGAAAGGCUCAGUGACAAUUCAAGACGACAACAAUCAUUCGGAACACAAAAAUCCGCACAUAUCAAGUCGACACAAUUCGAGUCCUCGCCACAGUGUGAGCUCCUCUCGCGGUGCAUCAGUCGCGGCCCACGACUCAGCAGUCGGGCUUGGCCGAGUCUCCAGUGUUGCGACCAGCUCGACUGCAGCCUACGAGGCGGCCAACGAGAAAGAAAUGUCUCAGCCCGAACUGCAGGGUCCGAGGAAGAAAAAAGUGACGGAAUUGAAAGCUGAGCCUGAACACACGUUGGUGGAGGGAGGACAAAGAGACAUUGCUGCGACAGUUUCUGCCUUGUGUGGAUACUCCAAGUUCAAGAGCAAAACUUCUAGCAUCGCAUUCCAACACACCAUGAUGUUCCAGUCGAGAAAAUACGAGUUUUCAGUCACCAAUAAAGGCCAAGUUGGUCUAUCUUACCACUGGCGCAUCGAAUUAGAAGACGGAAGAAGCUUAGAUUACCCUGUUGAAGAGCAACAACCGUCGCAUCUUAGACCGCUCUCUAGGCAGAACACCUCCCUGGACAAGAAUAGUGCAGGCAUGGUGCCAGAGAUCCUUCCCCCACCGACUCCUGGUUAUAUACCUUUUAGUAUAGAGCCCUUCGUGGGGACAAUUAACGCAGGGAAGAAGAAGACAUUCCACGUCAGAUUUGCACCGUUGGAUAUCGGGGAGUUUAAAGGAAAACUUAUAUGCAGCAUUCCAAAUCUAGACCCCAACGAGCAUGCAGGCAGCAAUGGGAUCAUGGAGAUCCAGAUCUCUGGUUCGAGUGAGAUGCCCUGUGUGCACUUCGAACUUCCAGAGUCAGACUACCUUUCUGGCAACAGACGAGACCCCACCAGGAAGGGACCGGGAGGGGAGCCAGCGGGUACUCUGGACCCUAAUGCUAAAGUGCUAGAGUUUUCCGUCACUGGAGUGGGAUUCAAAACUCACAAGAGCUUCGACGUGAUUAACCCGACCAAGAACACAUACAGUUACUCGUGGCAGUGUCUGGACCUAAAGAGUGUGAAGAAAGAGACUGCCUUCAAGUGUCUCAACCCCAAGGGACAGAUCUUGUCCGGGCACUCCACACAGAUGGGUUUUGAGUUCCGACCGAGUGACCUUGGAGUGACGGAGUCCUUCUGGCGCUUCUCUAUCCCUGGCCAGAAGAUCAGUCUGCUGUUCCUUCUGGUAGGCACGACCUCCGAGCCAACUGUCCGAUUCGAGAGGUCACACCUCAGCUUCAGAUCGAUCCUCGUUGGCGAGCAGUCCCAUGAAUUGAUCCACCUCGAAAACGACGAGGACUUCCCUCUGUCCUACUCGUUCGAUGCCGAGUCAAUCUACACAGAGGGACGUGGAGCCAUGAUAGGCAUCAUGCCCAUAGCCGGAGUGAUCCCCCCUAAAUCCAGGGCCCCGCUUGAUCUGUUUUUUACUGCCCCCUCGGAUAAGGAGUAUAAUUUCAACCUGAUAUGCAGGGUCAAGCACCGGAGGGAACCCUUGAUGUUGAAUGUGAAGGCAGAGGGUUUUAGUGUGAGGGCUGAUUUAGUGUGUGAGAGUGCAAGCGGCCAAAUGGUCAAAUUGACUGCAAAUGGACGAAAUGAGAUCAAUCUCAAACAGGUGGAACCGAAUGAGCAAGCAGUGCGGAGUCUGCAAGUCUCGAACCCGGGCAAGUACGCGAUAUCGUACAAGUGGACCAUCUCCAGCCACCGCGAACUAGUCUCCAUUUCACCCGAGGAGGGAGAACUUAAACCCGGUCAAAAGUGCAGCACCACUCUCGCAUUCCUCUCCGCCAAGAAUUGUGAGCUGAGGAAUUGCAUAUUGACUCUAGAGGUCAAGCGAGGCCCCAAUUAUCAAGUGGCGCUUCUGGGAAAAUGUGUGGCGCCGUUGCUUGUCUUUUCGGCCAAGAAGGUCAACUUCGGAAGUGUUUUCUUGGCCCGUGCGGGCAUGAAGCCAUCUGUAGAGAAUGUUCAGAUCACAAACAGUGACUCGAAGCCUAUUAGUGUGCAGUGUCUGUUCGAAGACACAGAUGCUCUGCAAGUGGGUUUCCAGUCCUGCUCUCUGGAUCCGGGCCAGUCCGCAUCCGUCACUCUCACCUUUAGUCCCCACAGGGUGGGUGCAGUUGAAGAAGUGGUCGCAUUCUUCCUCAACGGGCUGUCUACUUCCACCCUGCAAGUCAAGGGCGAAGGAAUCACUGCAAAUAUCGAAGCAGCAGAUGGGAUGAAGCUUCUGAACUUUGGCUCCGUCAAAGCAGGAAAACAGGCGAAGAAGCAGACGACUCUCACCAACCACACAAAAGUGCCGGUGACUUUUGACCUCUGUAUGUCACCCACGUCACCAAGAGGGGUCACUCUGGCUCAGAGUGUGUCAAUUACACCCUCGAAAGUGACCAUGAAGCCCAAUGAGUCUGUGAAUGUAGUUGUCAAAUUGUGUUCAAACGAGAGAAUCCCUGCUUUCUCAGAAGAGGUGUACCUGGAGAUGGCUGGGAGUAGUGUGCCAGUGUUCAGUGUGAGUGGCAGUGUGGUGGACCAGAGUGUGCGUCUGGACACACAGGCAGUGCCAUUCGGGGCAGUCGUGGCCAGGGGCGAGAGCAGACGCCGACUACUCAUGACCAACGACGGCGACAUAGGAGUGUACUUCAAUUGGGACGUGGCCAAAUUCAAGCCGGACUUCAGCAUAGUUCCAUCUAAAGGGUAUAUCGCACCAGGGAUGGACCUGCCUUUGGAAAUUGCAUUCCAGCCUUCAGUUGUGAACGCAGACAUCCGAUACAGCAACCUCACUUGUAAUAUAGAGGGGGGCAAACCUCUUAAGCUCACCCUUACUGGAGUGUGUGCUGCGUGUCCUCCUACUGGAAAGGAACUUGUCCAGUUCCAAUGUAGUGUGCGAGAGACCGACCGUAAAAUGGUCAGCAUCAGCAACAAGACCGGAUCCCAGUGGGUUCUGACUCCGGUUAUCGAGGGCGAAUUCUUCCAGGGUCCAGAUACCCUGGUUAUUGACGCAGGUGCAACAAAACCGUACAACAUUUCAUACAAGCCAUUCCGAAUGACGUCGGCUGAUAAGAAGCACCUGGGAUCAGUUUUCUUCGCACUUCCGGAUGGAAGUGGACUUUUGUAUAAUCUGCAAGGUGCCGCGGAUCCUCCAAAGCCGGUAGACACUAUCAUCCGGGAGGUUCCUUCCAAACAGCCUCACACUGAGUUGAUUCCUGUUAGUAACUGGGAGAAGACUCCGCAGAGGUUCAAGGUCAUCAUAGACCUGAUGAAGCCGGAUAAACUGGACCCCUCUACUCAACUUAAUGGACUGGAUUAUUUGGACGUGCCUGGAUUGACCAAAAGAGACUACAAACUGAAUUUCUACUCGCAUAAAGAGGGGAACUUCCAGGCCAAGGUGACGUUUGUGAACGAGAAGAGUGGCGAGUAUGUGUUCUUCUUCCUCAACCUGAGAGUCAGUCUGCCUGGAGUGAUGGAGACUGUGGAACUGGAGACCCCCUGCAGACACCCCCUCUCCCACUCCAUCACACUCGCCAACCCCCUCCCCAACAACGGGGUCACAUUCUACGCCAGCUGUCCCUGUCCAGAGAUACUCAUGCCCCCGCAGUUCGUUAUUGCGCCAGAGUCUUCAUGUGAUUUCAACAUAGAGUAUCUUCCUCUGAGAGUGGAGGAAACUUCGGUCAAGUUAGUUCUGAACAGCACUGAGUUAGGAAGCUACACUUAUGACCUGGUGCUUCGCAGUCUGCCCCCCAGACCAGAGAAGCCCCUGUUCUUCCGCGCUCCUCUGGGGUCCCAGCAGACCCUAACAGCCACAUUCCUCAACUACUCCAAGGCCAAGUGCGAGUACACCAUCAAGAUUGAACAGCCCGAGAGGACUGCGGGCAAAGAGGACUUUUCGGUUGAGAAGACAAUCAUCCCUGCAGCUCCUGGAACUAGCGCAGGAACCGAAGUCUCUUUCGAUGUCACCUUCGAACCCUCCUGUCUUGGGGACGUCAAGGCUGAAAUGCGGAUUUUCUCCCAAGUGGGUGGGGACUAUUUGUUCAUGUUGCACGGAACAGCAACCACGCCCAAACCUCAGGGUCCAUUCAGCGUUAAAGCGGGGGGAUCUAUGACGAUUCCUUUCAAAAAUAUCUUCCAUUCACAACAACAAUUUGUAUUCUCGAUUGACAAUCCGGCGUUCACUGUGAAAGGCAACGAGAAUCUAAAGGGGAAGAAAUCAACCAAUCUGCACGUGGCAUUUGAAGGCAACCCAGAUGGGUCAAAGAUGCCAUGUAUGGGCAAAUUGAUGGUCUCGUGUCCAAAAAGUAUGGCCGGCAAAAACACUUCAUGGUCGUUCUAUAUCAAAGGCACGCAUUGAACUUGAAAAAUUCCACAACUUGAGCCACAGUGACUUAAAACGCUUAAAAUUGAUUAAAUCAUUCCAGAAAAUCAUCAUAGUUGUAAGUUACACACAAUGUGUGAGUUUACUGUACAGAAAAACUGUAAAAACAUAUUUUUGUCAACUGUAAAUAGAAUUGUACAUUUGCAUAAUCCGAA
Messenger RNA from Symsagittifera roscoffensis, 16364 nucleotides. Its product is annotated as hydrocephalus-inducing protein homolog. Gene Ontology annotation, cellular component: axoneme. Lineage: Eukaryota; Metazoa; Xenacoelomorpha; Acoela; Convolutidae. Gene Ontology annotation, biological process: axonemal central apparatus assembly; cilium movement. The record is from RefSeq and is a predicted model, not a curated record. The coding region runs from base 4 to 16185 and encodes 5393 amino acids. The transcript has 69 exons.